Pleuronectes platessa (European plaice) is the source of this 4165-nucleotide messenger RNA. Its product is annotated as transcription intermediary factor 1-alpha. The transcript has 18 exons. NCBI's taxonomy places the organism in Eukaryota, Metazoa, Chordata, Actinopteri, Pleuronectiformes, Pleuronectidae. The coding region runs from base 269 to 3178 and encodes 969 amino acids. Gene Ontology annotation, molecular function: protein binding; zinc ion binding. The record is from RefSeq and is a predicted model, not a curated record.
UGCGGCGCGCGGGCGUGCGACAGCCUCACGCGGACGAAUUGUUGUGUGUCUCUCGUGAGGAAAAGAUCAUCGAUGAAGGCGAUUCUCAGAUAAGAAGCUCGAUUACUGACAGCGCUGUGUUUGGAAACUGCCUCAGAGCGAAGAGGAUGAAGAGGAGGUAGAGGAGGAAGAAGAAGAAGAAGAAGGGGAAGAGACGCUCUCCUCGCGGGGAUGGGAGGGAAAUGAUCCUCACCUGUGCGGGUUAUUGUUUCACACACAGAGGAGCAGGAUGGAGGUGCAGCAAAGGGAUAGCCGCGGGAACAGAGACGGACAGCCCGGGGACGCCCCAGUCAUCACCGUGGGGAAUGAGGCGGAGAGUGUGCCGGUGCUCGAGGAGAAGUCCGCUGCGAUCGGUCUCAACCACCUGGACACGUGUCCCUCCUGCCGCCUGAACUUCCACAGCCGCGAGCCCAAACUUCUGCCGUGUCUCCACUCCUUCUGCAGGAGGUGUUUGCCCGCCCCCUCCAGGAGUCUGUCCAUGACGGAGCUGUCCAACUCCCUGACUGACAGCGCCACCCAGCCACUGAACGUGAUCCGCUGUCCGGUGUGCAGGCAGGAGUGCAUGGAGGUGGAUGUGGUGGAUAACGUGUUUGUGAAGGACUCGGCUGAGGCUCCCAGCAGCACCGUGGAGAGGAGCUCCCAGCUCUGUAUGUCCUGCGAGGACAACACCGAAGCUGCCGGGUUCUGUGUGGACUGUGUUGAGUACCUCUGUGGCACGUGUGUGGAAGCCCACCAGAGGGUCAAAUUCACCAAGGACCACACCAUCAGGCAGAAGGCCGACGUAUCACGAGAGGUCCAUGGAGUGUCGACACAGAGGCCGAUGUUCUGUGACAUCCACAAACAAGAGCCACUGAAGCUGUUCUGUGACACCUGUGACCAGCUGACCUGUCGUGACUGCCAGCUCGUCAAGCACAAGGACCACAAUUACCAGUUCCUAGAAGAUGCUUAUAAAAACCACAAACAGCACAUGGAGAGUAUGACCCAUCAGCUGCAGGAGAAAAGGAAACUGAUUGAAGACGUGUCGAACUCCAUUAACAAUGGACUUCUUCAGGUCGAUCAGAAUCGUUCAUCUGUUCAUGAUGAAAUAAAGAAGUCCAUCUGCAGUUUGAUUCUCGAGAUAAACAAAAAGGGAAAGAUGCUAAUGAAUCAACUCGAGGCUGUAACAAAGGAUCAUGAGAGCGGCUUGCGGAAACAACAGGAGGACAUUGGCUAUCUGUCCCGACACUUGGAUCAUGUCAUCGACUUCACCAAAUGGGCCACAAUCAAGAAUGGGGGCACGGCCCUUCUGUACUGUAAACGCCUGAUUCUGUUUCAGAUUGGAAACCUCCUGCGGGCAAAAUGCAGUACCUCAUUUAUUCCACAGAGCACUGUGCGUUUCCAAUGCCGAUCCUCCUACUGGGCCUCAAAUAUGGAUCUGGGCUCUUUAGUGAUAGAGAGUGUACCAGGCCACCAGCUGGUUGGUUUUCAGGGCAUCCCUCAUCAGCAGUCCCACCCUGGGCAAGGCCCCUCAGGCUCGCCCCGCGGCUUUGCCCCAGGAGGUCCCCUCAACACCCUUGCUCAGCUCCAGUUGCAGGUGGACAAGCUGAACCCGCAGGCCCAUUGGCAGCCGCAGCCACCUCCUCCACCGUGGACGUGGUACCAGAGUGUACGUCUACAACGAACACUCCCAGGCACCCUGCAAGGAGGCUCUCCCUCCCACAGUAUGCCACCUCCACCGGGCCGAAGGUUCUUGGUGCCCCCACAAAACAACAGCAGCCCAACUGGCACCUUAUUGAGCCCUGGGUUCACACCACAGCCUCUGAGGGGGGUGGAAAGCAGCUCCAACUACCAAGCCAAACCCAUGGACCUAUUUCCCCCCUCAUCUUUGUACACCCAUGGCGUGAGUUCGUCUCAAUCACGAAUGGAGCCCACAUAUGUGAACAGGACGAGCGAUGCAGGUGGUCCAGUGUAUGUGCUGAAUCCAAACCAUUCCCAAAACCGGCCACCGUCUUUGCCACACAGAAAUGUGCAAGGACAACAGAUUUCCCCAGGGUACACUGCUGCAUCCCAAGUGGAGAAACCAGGGACUGUUUCCUGGGAGACCCCAGAAUCACAUCAGGCGCGUGGAGCAGUGGGCUCAGCUGUCAGGAAAAGACGAAGGUCGUCACCAGGCCCCAUCAUUGUCAUCAAAGAUGAGCCAGAGGAUGACAACAGCUAUGUGCAGAACAACCAAAGAGCCAGCCUUCCUGACAGCACGGGUGAACACCCACAACUCAGUGCCCAGGGCGGAGGGAACAAGGCCACAACUGUUCCUCAAAGCACAGAAAACAAACCCCACAUCCUCUCAAAGCCUCCGAUCAGGCCGCUGGACCAGAGUAAGACUGACGUUCCACAUCACAUCCGUUCUCUGGGAGGAGAAGAGCAGGUAGUCCAUGGUGAAGCACGACUGGAAGACUCUGAUGACGUCUUGUGUGCUGUGUGUCAGAGAGGAGGGGAGCUGCUGUGCUGCGAUAAGUGUCCCAAAGUUUUUCACCUCGCCUGCCAUGUUCCAUCACUCCUCAAAUCUCCCAGCGGGGGCUGGUUUUGCUCUUUCUGCCGCGACCUGGUGGUGCCUGAGAUGGAGUACGACUGUGACAGCAAACAUGAGGCCGAAACACUCAAGACGGAGCCGGACUCUGAAGGUGGACUGCCCCCUGUGGACAAACGAAAGUGUGAGAGGCUGCUGCUGCGCUUGUUUUGCACUGACCCCGGUUCAAACUGUGGAGAGGCUGCCUCCCCCUCGGUAUGUGCUAAUAACAGGGUGACUAUAAAGGGACCAAUGAAUCUGUCAACUGUGAAAGAACGACUGGGGGCUCAGCAGAGUGUGUGCUACCAAAGCAGUGCAGAGUUUAUAUCAGACGUCCGGCUCAUCAUCGGGAAUUGCAGACCCUCCAGUGAGGCUGUCACAGAGGGCAGGAGGCUGAUGGAGCUGUUUGAAGAGCAGCUGACGAUCAUCUUUUCCGACCAAACCAUCCAAGAAAUCAAACUGGAGGUGACACCUGCCGCGCCAACAGACUCUCAAGUCUCAUCUCCUCACAACAUUUCCCAGCCUGCAAAGCGCCAGCGCACAUUUUCCCAGGAUAUGACAAACUGUCCCAGUGGAGAUGAGGGAGUCGUAUAAGAUAACAAACCUUCUCCAGAGUGUAGUGUGAACAGUUUAUGACAACACUGCCAGCACCAGCUAAUAUGUGGUGUAUGAAAGUUCAUUACAACAUUUAUGACUCUUAUUGAAGCCGCUAAAUGCUGAAUUUUUUCUCAGAAAAGGAUACAGGGCAGGACAUUUUCUAUAUCCUGGAUUUAACUGUGUUACAACUGUUGGAUUUACACGGGACUGGGACUUCUAGCUGCAAGUACAUACAGGUACAAUACAAGCAGCCCAUAGAGGUACUUACAGGGUAUAGCUGACCUUCUAUUAUCACACCAUACCUUAUCAUAAGCCAUAAAUUAUGACACUGAGCUAAUCAAUGGGGUAAUCAGGUUGGAUUUGUUUUCCCUGGCACUCUGGUCCAACAACCUGCGUAUCGUUUACAUCAUAGAAUCAACCCUGAGAGGAUGCUGCUGAUGAAGCAAAUGAGAGGAAGAAGCAGCGGUACAUGGAGAUGGUAUCAGAGAUGGAACAACAAGUUUGGAAAGCUGCAGGGGUUUUAUUGCAGCCUCCACUGAUAAGCCCUGUGCCAGGCCGUAAAAGGAUUGCAGAAUGCUGCAGCCAGGACCAGAGGAAAGACCCCAACUGGGCCCCAAGAUGUUAGGGACACACACCCAGGUCUGAUUAGCCUGUGGUGGGCCUGUCUUCGAAAAGAAGGCGUCUUGUGAUUAAAGGCCUAUGACGCAGGUAUACAACUGAAGAUACGUCCCUUAGGGGUAUUUACCAUAUUGUCCCAUGUUGUAAAAAGCACUCUGUGUAAAUAUAGUUGUGAUCGGGAGGGAUUAUCAUUAUUAUGAUCGGGGAUGGUCACGGUUUAACUAAUGUGGAAUUAAAUGUGUUACCUUCACCCCCACCCCUCAGGUUAGCAAAGCCACUGCAUAAAGAGAAUCAAAGCAGUGUGAGAUAAGCACAGGCUGUUUAAGAUGUUACACUGUCACAUAUAAUUAAACAGUAUUGGUCUGU